GUGGACGAGUUACAUUUAAAACGAAAGUACGUUAUUUCAUAAGUGAUAUUAAGGACGCCCGGAUAACAAUAGAUUUUGACUUGUUAAUUUUUCCACUCAGUGACAGUUUCGCGCAAAACACUAAAGCAACAGAUGCUGAUUUUAUCUAAGGAUAUAUCAUUCUAGAUGGAUACAGAAAUCAACCCAUGGCCCAUUGUGUGUGCUAUUGAUUUUGGGACUACAUACAGUGGAUAUGCUUAUUCCAUGCGUACUGACUAUGAGAGGAAUCCCCUGGAGAUCGAAAGGAACCCAGCCUGGCUCAACGAAGGCCCAGGAACAAUGAAAACGCCUACGUGUAUUCUAUUCGACAAGUCCAAAAACUUUCACUCGUUUGGGUAUGAGGCUGAGAGGAAGUAUGCAUCUUUAGCAGAAAAAGCUCAAGAGGGACAAAAUGAGGAUGAGGACGAUGACGAAGAUGAUGAUAGCGACGAGGAGAAAAGUGGGAGUAGAACAAAAGACAAUUUUAAUGAUUGGCUUUUCUUUCGGAGGUUCAAAAUGAAGCUUUUCCAAAAUGAAGAUUCGACAGUGAGAAGAAGGAAGUUAAACAAAUUACAUUUGAGUGCAGAAAAUGGAGAAAAACUUCCAGCUGUGAAAGUAUUUUCAGAAGCCAUAAGAUAUCUCAAAAGACACUUUGAAGGUUUAUUGGAGAAUACAACACUGCGACAAGAUGGUAAUCGAAACAACACUCCUGCAAUAUCAGCAGACGAUGCAAAACGAUUAUCAGACGACAGUGAAUGUACGAAGAACUCUAACGUUUUAUCUUCGUCUGACGAUAUUUUGUGGGUUCUCACUGUUCCUGCUAUUUGGUCUGACGAAGCCAAACAGUUCAUGAGAGAAGCUGCUAUUCAGGCCGGUAUAGAGGAUGAUAAACUAAUUUUGGCCUUAGAACCGGAGUCAGCAGCUCUGCUUUGUAAACAGUUAGCUCUGAUUAGAGACGUCGAAGAUAUCAACAUCAAGAUGUUUGACACCGGAAGCAAGUUCAUGGUGGUAGACUGUGGAGGCGGUACAGUAGAUGUAACAGCAUAUGAGGUGAUAGACAGCAACUCUCUGAGAGAAAUACACUGUGCCUCAGGGAAUGACGUAGGAGGAACCAAUGUCGACAGACUGUUCUUCGAUCUGAUACAAGAUAUUUUUGGGAAGAAAGCAGUCAAAUGUUUCAAAGAUAAUUCCCCGUCUGAUUAUUUAGAACUGUUGAGAAGCUUUGAAACAAAGAAACGGGGCAUCGAACAACGAAAUCCCGAUGAGGAAAAGGCUGAAACAAUUACUUUUUCAAACCUUUCGGAUCUUUUCAAAGAAUGCAGCAAGGCUAACCAGAACAAUGAUAAAGCAGUAUCCUCAAGAAUACAAGAGAUGGACUUGAAGAAGAAAAUAAAAGCAUUCAGUCGUGCAAAGUUACGCUUUGACGCGAAUUAUUUGAUUGAGGCUGUCUUUGACAGCCCCAUUUCGGCCAUAGUAGGUCACUUACAAGAUCUUAAUCAAACUGAGAAGGUAGCUGAAAUCGAUAUUAUUUUACUUGUGGGUGGCUUUUCCGAAUGUCCGUUAUUACGGAAAGCUAUCAAAGCUCAAUUUCCUAACAAAAAAGUGAUAAAUCCGCGAGAAGGAAGCAUCGCUGUGAUGAAAGGGGCUGUUCUGUUUGGACACAGCCCCGAAAAUAUGAUACGGAAAUCCAUUCAACUAGGACAGGUAUUUCCAUCCAAUGAGACCCAGGGUAUUAUCCGGAAAAGCAAGGCGUAUUAUGGCGUCGCUACAGACGUCCCUUUUAUUGACGAUGAACAUCCACAGAUGCAUAAAUUUAUCAGCGAGAGUGGAGAGGUGAUGUGCACGGACAUCUUUGAUUGCUUGAUUGAAAAAAACCAAGAACUGAAGUUAGGUACUGUCAUAGAAAAAAAAUUUUGUUCAUCCAACUCUUUUGAGGCGAACGUUGAAAUUUACCGAUCUGACAAUAACGUCCGUUACUGUUCUGAUGAGGGUUGCAAAAGGAUUGGACAAAUUUCUGCAGAAUUUCCAGAAGAUAUCCAUUAUUCUGAAAAAAGAUUAUUUAAAAUCCAGCUACACUUUGGGUUUACGGAGAAAAUAGCCAUAGCUGUCGAUCUUACAACACAACGAUCUUGGAAAGUGAAACUUAACUGUCUUCUUUGAUAUUUUUCGAAUUAAAGAUGAAUUACACAUCAUCGUAAUGGCUGACGUCAUUUUGAAACACAGAUAAAAAUAUAAGUCUCACCAAUACAUGUAUCUUCCUUUUCAAUCUGAUCGCCUAUAGCUGGGUAGUUCAGCGGGAUAACGCGUCCACUGUUCAUCUGUAAAUCAUGGGUUGAAGUCUACACAGGAAUUUUAAUAUUUUUACGUCACCCGAGUCACUCAGGUGACCUAUUCUAUUGGUCUGUGUCCGUCGUCAUCCGUUAACAACUUCUUCAUAAAAACUACUGGGCCAAUCUUGACCGAAUUUGGUAUGUAGCUUUUGUAGUUGAAGAAGAUUGGGAAUUGAAAAUUUCAUUACCCCCACCCUAAGGGGCCUUAAUUAUGGGGUAAAAACUGUAAAAUUGAUGUAUUUCUUUAGAAAUCUUCUUCUUUACUCCUGGGCAGCUAGCAGAGAAAGAGGGUAUAUAGUAAUGAUGAGCAAUUAAGGAGGUUUCUACUAAAAUUGUAUAUUUCGUGACCCCCGGUGCAGGGGUUCUUGUGCAAUGGCGUGGCCAUAUAUUGUUACAUGUAUAUAGUGAAAAUAAAUCAUUCCUUUAGAAAUGUUCUUCUCUACCCCUAGGCAUCUAGCAGACAAAGUAAAAGUAUAGUAAUAAUGAGCAGUGAAACUUAACUGUCUGCUUUGAUACUGUUCGAAUUAAGGAGGAAUUGAUAACACCUCAUCAUCAUGGCUGACUUCCUUUUGAAACAUGGAUAAAAUCAUAAGUAUCAGCUAGACUUGUAUUUUUAUUUUAAAUACAAUUAUCUAGCUGGAUAGCUCAAUAGGCUAAUGUGUCGAUUACUGAUCUAUAUCCUAGGUUUGAGUCAAGCAGCAAUUUUAUUUUAUUCAGAUUACUUUCUACUAAAACUGUAUUUUUUAACUAAAUAAAUUAAAUUUCAAAAUUUUGAUGAUGUCUCAUAUAGAUUGACGGUAUUGUGAAUGCUACGAAAUUGAUCGCUGUUCAUUAUCUUCGUCUUUCAUGUACAUGUACGUAUGAUAUUUUAUAAUCAAUUUUUAUUCCACUUUCUUAACAAUGUGCAAGUUAUGAAGUUUUUUUUUAUGGUUGUUGCUGUUAUUAAUAAUUCCGCGCAGUCAACAUCUUUUUGUAAUGCCACCCAUUGUCAAGGAAUGAUGACCAUUGCAGCGUUCUCUCAUGCUGUAGUGAAGGCGUGGUUUUAUCAAUCAGAACGUGAUAGUAUUUAUUUUUAGAUGUUUCUCAACCAAUCAGAGUUAUCUUAUUUACAUAAAAGUUUAAUAUCAUG
This is a messenger RNA of Ostrea edulis (European flat oyster), 3477 nucleotides long. Its product is annotated as heat shock 70 kDa protein 12A-like. Bases 166 to 2178 code for a protein of 670 amino acids. The transcript is spliced from 4 exons. Gene Ontology annotation, molecular function: ATP-dependent protein folding chaperone; ATP binding. The record is from RefSeq and is a predicted model, not a curated record. NCBI's taxonomy places the organism in Eukaryota, Metazoa, Mollusca, Bivalvia, Ostreida, Ostreidae.